Diaporthe amygdali is the source of this 1188-nucleotide messenger RNA. RefSeq lists its product as uncharacterized. Bases 1 to 1188 code for a protein of 395 amino acids. The transcript is spliced from 2 exons. The record is from RefSeq and is a predicted model, not a curated record. Lineage: Eukaryota; Fungi; Ascomycota; Sordariomycetes; Diaporthales; Diaporthaceae.
AUGGAUCCCCUCCCCUUCGAGGCACAGUUCUCCAAAGCCCUCGCAGACAACACCAUCCCCGGCGCCGUCCUGCUAGCAAAAUCCAAAGAUGGCAAGAUCAACUAUACCAAGAGCUUCGGCCCGUGGGACGAAACCACGAUCUUGCGCCUCGCGUCCAUGACCAAGCUCCUGACCUCCGUCGCCGCCGCCAAGGCCAUCGAGCAGGACCUCAUCACCCUCGACUCAGACAUCGCCCCGCACCUCCCCACGCUAGCCGCGCAGCCCAUCCUGGCCGGCUUCUCGGCGGCGGGGGAGCCGAUCCUGAGGAAGCGCGAGAAGACAAUCACCCUCCGGCACCUGCUGUCGCACAGCUACGGCCAGGCCUACACGUUCCUGGACACGGAGGUCACGGGCCGCUACGCGCAGUCGGUCGGCAAGGACCCGGGGCUCGACAGCGUGAUGGGGCGGCGCAGCGUCGAGGACACCUUCGACUACCCGCUCGUCGCCGAGCCCGGCGAGGGUUGGGCCUACGGGCCCGGGCUGGACUGGGCGGGCCGUCUUGUCGAGGUCGUCUCGGGUGUGACGCUCGAGGAGUUCAUGCGGGCGCAUAUCUUCGCCCCGCUGGGUGUCGAGAACAUCACGUUCUUCCCUGCCCGGCUUCCCGGGGGCGCGGGGAAAGUCGCGGCGCUGUCAAUUAGGGACGGGCAGACCGGCAAGGCCAUCCCCGCGCCACCUGAGGCAGCCGGCGUCGACCCGGCUGAGGUAAAGCACUGCAUGGGGGGCGGAGGAAUGUUCGCUGCAAUGGGAGACUACCUGAAGGUUGUUAAGAGCAUCCUGGACGAUGACGAGAGGGUGUUGAACAGGGACACAGCGAGGCUGUUGUUCGCGCCACUGCUCAGUGAUGAUGGUAAAGACCGGGCUACGCUAGUUGAGGCUUUCCGGCACAUCGACUGGAUCGUUGGCUGGACGCCCGAGCCGGCCGAGGCGUACUCAUGGAGUUUGGCGGGAUUGCUCACGCCCGGCGGCAAUGCGCACCGGAGGAAGGGUUUCUUGCAGUGGAGUGGUGCAUAUAACCUCUCCUGGUUUAUCGACCGUGAGGCUGGGCUGACGGCUUUGUUCGCCACGAGUUUCCUACCUUCGGGUGACACGCAGGUGAAGGAGUUGAUGAAAGCAUAUGAGCUGGGGCUGUACGAGCAGCUAGAGUCGUAG